AUGGAGACAGUAGCGACAGGCAGCUCAGAGGGCUCGGCUUCAGCCUUCAUCAGCGUCGUCGAUCUCCAUACAGGCACUCACCUGGCUUCCCUGCGUGAAUCUGCUACAGCUGCGCAUGGCGUGACAUCUAUUCAACGAGGUGCGCUUCUCCUUGCUGCUCAAAACGACAAGAGCCUGGUGCACGUCUAUAGGCCCCUUGUCAAGGAAGGUAUCGAUCAAAAGUUGAUUGUGCCAGAGAAGCUGGAUGUCUUGACGGCGAGUCCGUGCGGGACAUGGUUGCUUGGCGGUGCUGCAAGCGGAAAGCUUUACCUAUGGGAGCUGGCAUCAGGUCUGCUGCUCUUUGUCAAGGAUGCGCAUUACCAAGGCAUUACCAAGCUGCUCUUCACAAGUGACUCUAAGCUGUUCAUCAGCGCAUCGGCUGAUGCGACGGUGCAAAUAUGGAGCGUAGCACAAGUUCUAGACCGUGACGAGCAGCAAGACCUUGCGCGGCCUGCGAGAACUUUGAAGUUGCAUACUCUUGGCAUCACAGAUAUGUACAUUGGCAUUGGUACGUCAACAACAGCCAGGCUCUACACAGCAUCCCUCGAUGCGACCGUCCGGAUAUGGGAUCUAGUGACGGGCGAGUUACUGACGACCCUGCUCUUCAUAAGCCCUGUACAGUGUCUGGCGGUAGACAAGACGGAGCAUCAAGUCUACGUCGGCCUCGAGUCGGGCUCUGUCCAAUGCGUCAAGUUGGUCGUUGAAUCAGACCGCACGCACCGAGCCAUUGGUGGCAUGUCCAGCAUUGUGACAGCCGGUACGCAUUCAUCAUCGCUGUUCACAGGCCACGAGGCUGCAGUCUCUGCGUUAUCUCUCAACUUUGAUGGCAGCUUGCUCGUCUCUGGCGACGCCUCAGGCAAUGUCUUUGUCUGGGACGCUGCUCGUCGCCAGCUGGUACGACGACUCAAGGCGCAUGGCUCGCGCAUCUCCUUUAUUAGGACUGAAGUGCGCCCAUCAGUGCCUGUUUCAGAAGGCAAGUCAACACUGGUGUUGCCUCCGCUCAAGCGCGUUCAAGCGGAGCGGGAUCUUGAUGAGCACCAGAUAUGGCUCAAGCUGGCGUCUCGUUCGCAGAGCUCCUUCAAGCCGAUGGCAGAUGCAGAUGCCGUUCUUGUUGGUCUCCAGCAACUCAACGAACCCGCUGUCGGUGCAGAUAAUGCCGAAGAGCUCUUUGCACUUCAGGAGACAUUAAAGAAGACACAGGCAUCCUAUCAAGAACUUUGGCAGCAACAUGAAGCGCUCAAUAAGAAGUACAUUGCUUCUCAGUUCUAA
Messenger RNA from Protomyces lactucae-debilis, 1308 nucleotides. RefSeq names its product WD40-repeat-containing domain protein. The coding region runs from base 1 to 1308 and encodes 435 amino acids. The record is from RefSeq and is a predicted model, not a curated record. The transcript has a single exon. Gene Ontology annotation, cellular component: nuclear pre-replicative complex. NCBI's taxonomy places the organism in Eukaryota, Fungi, Ascomycota, Taphrinomycetes, Taphrinales, Protomycetaceae. Gene Ontology annotation, biological process: DNA-templated DNA replication; rRNA processing. Gene Ontology annotation, molecular function: protein binding.